ACAAAACAAAACAACGCAACACAAGAAAGAGUUACAAGAAACCUCGUAGUAGCGUUUCUUUUCUGUGGGGUCACUCUUUUGUGUUGUAUUGUGUUGUUCAUCUUCACGCCUUCUUUUCCAUUUACAAUUUCAUUCUCUCUCUCUUUCUCUCUCUACACACACACCGUUUUCUUCUUUCUUGUUUGUGUGUAGGAUUUUCCGCGAUUCCUGUGUUGUCGUCAUCAUCAUCUUCUUCUACCCUUUUGCCCAAAGAUUGAAAAUUUAUUUGUUAUUCUUCCCUGGGUCUUUCUCAAUUUCGGUCCUUGGCAUGGCUAAUUGGAGAAAACAGCAUGGUGAGACUCAUCAUCAAGUGGGUCGCUGGCGAUCCUCAAAUUUUAACUCCAAAAGAAAGCCAUCCUUCGAUAAUUGGCAUUCAACGGUGCCAGCCUGGGAAAAGAAGUUUUGCACUACGGUUGGUUCAGUGCCGUGGGGAAAACUAAUAGAAUGCAAAAAGUAUAUGGAUCUACACAGCAGUGUGGUAAACUGGGACGACUCUGCUGGCAAAGAGGCAUUCGACAAUGCGAAAAGUAGGUUUUGGGCUGAGAUCAAAGGCCUCCCUUGUGACAUAUCUUUGCCCGAUCCCAACAUGUACAUUGACAAUGUCGAUUGGAACUCAAGCGUGGACCCUGAACUUCUUCUGGACUUGGAGAAAGCCAGGUUCGAGGAUGACGCUCGAGACGAAGUUAGCAGUGGUAACCAAUCUCAGGUCCAGGAUCUGCCUAUUUGCCCUACCGGAUGGGAUGUCGACGUAGAAGAAAAGCCUUCUGAUCCGCUUUCCACUGUUGUGGCCCAAGGUUGGGGCUAUGACCUGCAAGAGAACAAGGGAGUAGACUCUUGGGAACAGAAUUAUUUUCCUCCAGCUGAACCCGCGAAAGAAUAUGAAUGGCAAUAUUCUGGGAAUGAUGCUUGGGGUUGGAACCAUGAGCAGUCCUACGGCGUGGACUUCCACAACAUGGGAAAAGGAAGAACCGGCGGGAAUACAAAUUGGGGGGCAUGGGAUGGGUCCAAUAGAAGGAGAGAGAACAUGUCAUGGUCUAAAACCAAUGGACAUCAUCAUGGUAAUCAUAUGAGUAGAGGAAGAGGAAACAACAGAGGAAGAAGAAGAGGAAGUUUUGCUCAUGUGGAUAAGGUACCUACUGCUACUGCAUGGCAAGUGAAGACAUAAGAGAAGCUAAGGAUCAAAGAUUCAAAGGCAUAUUAAUGAAACUGCUAGUUUUGUGAAGGUAGCUUGGAGAUACAUAAGUUUUGUUCUCUAGAAAACAUUGUAAAAUACAUAAUAAUAAAACAACAGGUUUUUAUGGUAAAAGUAGAUUGAUAUGAGAGGAAGGAUGAGACAGCAUUUGUUUCAAACUUUCAAUACAAUUUAUUAGAUAGCUUUUAUGUUGGA
This is a messenger RNA of Arachis stenosperma, 1426 nucleotides long. RefSeq lists its product as uncharacterized. The transcript is spliced from 2 exons. The record is from RefSeq and is a predicted model, not a curated record. Lineage: Eukaryota; Viridiplantae; Streptophyta; Magnoliopsida; Fabales; Fabaceae. The coding region runs from base 308 to 1204 and encodes 298 amino acids.